This is a messenger RNA of Triplophysa rosa, 1533 nucleotides long. It is a transcript of the gene nudt12, whose product is annotated as nudix (nucleoside diphosphate linked moiety X)-type motif 12. NCBI's taxonomy places the organism in Eukaryota, Metazoa, Chordata, Actinopteri, Cypriniformes, Nemacheilidae. Gene Ontology annotation, cellular component: cytosol. The record is from RefSeq and is a predicted model, not a curated record. Gene Ontology annotation, molecular function: NADH pyrophosphatase activity; metal ion binding; protein binding. The transcript is spliced from 7 exons. Gene Ontology annotation, biological process: NAD+ catabolic process; NADP+ catabolic process. Bases 169 to 1518 code for a protein of 449 amino acids.
CAUCAUCGCGCGACAUUACACCAACUGAACUUUAGACCACCCAAAGAACGAAUACGCUUGACAUUUAUCUGAUGUGUCAAACUCCCAAAAGAACGAACAUCAUAACGCUGAAAAAAACUCUGUCCGCUGGUGAAGUACACAGUGUUGUUCCAUCCGAAUGUGUAGAGGAUGAGCGGCAUUGAAGCUGAGCUGGUGAAAGAGUUUCUGGACCGUUCAUCCAGAGGAGACGUGGAGAAGGUUUGUGUCAUGAUGUCUCAGUCCAGUGAGCUGAUGGACCAGAGAGGAGAGACGGGCUGGACCGCACUGAUGCUCGCCGCCAGACACGGACACUAUGAGCUGAUCAAACUCUUACUGUCUAAAGGGUGUGACACAACCGCAACAAACAGGUCAGGUCAGACGGCUCGAGACGUGGCUCUGUUUUGGGGUCACAGACACAUCGCCCGUUUGUUGUCCAGCAGCUGGGACGGCGACGUUCAUCGCGUUCUGCCUGAAAGAGAGACUGAAGAGCCGGAUAUCUACUUUAACAGAGACAUUCUCAACAGAAUGAGCGAGAAACGCACAGACUCCGAGUGGCUCGCUGCGCAGCGAUCUUCUGCACGCAGCGUUUUCAUUCUCUUUCACAAUCUGAAUCCUCUGGUGUCGCCGCGAGCAGAAGACGCGAGCGAGGGCGAGCCAAACGUGAGACUGUGCAAGCUCAGAGCCGGCUCUGUGGAGGAGCUGUUGAGACAGAGCGAUACCGUGGUGGUUUUCUUGGGGGCUGAGAAGCAAGAGAGACGCGUGGAGACCGAGGGAGACGAGCUGGUCACCUGGUUCGCUCUGAACACCCAAGACGAUCCCACGAAACUCAUGGAAGCAAAAGAUCCGAACGCUUUCUUUCUGAAGGGGCCGAUGCCCGGACUCCUGCUGCUCGGUGACAGCGACGCAGGUGUCAUCGCUCAAGCGCGCUCCGUCCUCGCGUGGCACAGCACAUACAGCUUUUGCCCGACGUGUGGAAGCAAAACCCAAGUAGAAGAGGGAGGCUACAAGAGGACCUGUUUGAGAGCAGGCUGCAGAAGUCUCCAGGGCGUCCACAACACCUGCUAUCCCAGAGUUGAUCCUGUGGUGAUCAUGUUAGUGAUCCACGCCGACGGGAAUCAGUGUCUGCUGGGACGCAAGAAGAGUUUUCCUUCCGGAAUGUUCUCGUGUCUCGCUGGAUUUAUCGAAGCAGGGGAGACGGUUGAAGCUGCCGUGAGGAGAGAGGUUCUGGAGGAGAGCGGUGUUCUGGUGGGUCCGGUUCAGUACCAGACGUGUCAGGCGUGGCCGAUGCCGUCCUGUCUGAUGAUUGGCUGCCACUGCGUUGCUCUGACGAGUGACGUCAAAGUGGAUCAAAAUGAAAUCGAAGAAGCUCGCUGGUUCACACGAGAACAGGUGAUCGGCGCGCUGGUCAAAGACAAACAUGCCGUGUUCAACUUUCCACCCAAACAAGCCAUCGCUCACUAUCUGAUCAAACACUGGAUGGGCUUUAACGCUAACCUCUGAAGGCAUGGAUUUCAU